ACACAGUCUAGCACUUGACCUUCGGCUGGCUGAGGAGCCAUUUUACAUUUUGCGGCGAGAAGUCGAGUUCCUCUGUAUACACAUCAAGGGACGUGUCGCGCUCAUUGCUCUUGAUGAUACUUUACAUUUCCUUCCCAUCAUAGAUCACGAAAUUAGGAACAAACUUGCAUGGUUACAUUGCAUCCUGGGCGCGAUAUCCUACAGAAUGGAUAUACGCUAACCCCGUUCGAAACUUUUGCCAAGCAUGCACUGGUUUCACCACCGCCAAUUUUUCUUCGGACUCAGGCACUGGCUGCCGAGCCUUUCUUCGAUUCACGUCUUUCACCAGGUUCAAGUUUCUACUUUUCACGAUUACUACACAAGUUUCUUCUUAAUCCACACAAUCCUUACGAUAUGCGUUACUCUACCGUCAUCGCUCUCUCCCUCGUUGCCACGGCUGGUCCUUCGUUGGCUAUCCCCCUCUCUAACAGUGGAUAUGCUCGCGAACUACUCUCCCGCCAGCCUCAGUCGCAAACUCAAGAAGUUGAUCAGUCUGGCGCGUUGCGCCUAGGUGACUUCCUUCCCCUCAUUGGUCCAAUUGUCGACACCAUCUUCGGAAACCAGCGCCGCGAUUUGAACGAGAUUUCUGCGCGCGAGUUCGUCGACGCCCUUGUAGCCCGUCAGGCUCAAGGCGACGAUGAGUCUGGCGCUGGCCUCUUCGAUUUCAUUCCCAUCUUCGGGCCAAUCAUUGAGAAAUUCUUUGGAGGCGGAGCCCAGCGUCGUGAUCUCAACGAUAUUUAUGUCCGCGAGUUUGUUGACGCACUCGUUGCCCGCCAGGAACAAAGUGACGAGGAAUCCGGUGCCGGCCUCUUCAGUUUUAUCCCUUUGCUAGUGAACACUCUUUUCGGCCGAGAUCUUAACGAAGUCUCUGCUCGUGAGUUCGUCGAUGAACUUGUUGCUCGUCAAGCUCAGGGCGAUGAUGAGUCCGGUGCCGGUCUUUUCGAUUUCAUUCCCAUCUUUGGGCCAAUCAUCGAGAAAUUCCUUGGCGGUGGAGCCCAGCGCCGAGACCUCAACGAAUUGUCUGCCCGUGACUUUGUUGACGCACUCAUCGCCCGCCAGGAACAAGGAGACGAGGAGUCCGGUGCCGGCCUCUUCAGCUUCAUCCCCUUGAUCGUGAACACCCUAUUUGGUCGAGACCUUAACGAAGUCACUGCUCGAGAGUUUGUUGACACUCUUGUUGCCCGUGGAGAUCAGGCCGUUGGUGACGAGUCCGGUGCUCUCCGCUUGGGCGAUUUCCUUCCAUUGUUGGGCCCUAUUGUUGAUACUAUCUUCGGUGGAGGUAACCAACGCCGUGACUUCAGCGACCUCGAAGCUCGCGAGUUCGUUGAAGCCUUGCUCGCUCGUGAAGAGCAAGGUGUUGAUGCAUCUGGUGCUCUCCGCCUGGGUGAUUUCAUUCCCCUCAUAGGCCCCCUUAUCGACCACAUCUUGGGAGGUGGGAAUCAGGCUCAGCGUCGUGAUCUGCACGAAUUUGUUGCGCGGGAAGAGACUGUGGCGCGGAGCCUUAACGAGUUGGAUUAAGAAGUAACGACCAUGACGCUCAUUAUUACUUGUAUACGAGUGCUGUGCACUGGUAAUGAGUUCUCUUCUCUUAAUAGUUAUAGUAGUCGUGUAAUUUGUAGGUACGGUAGUUCGAACUGAAUUGGCUGAGUGCUGCAUAUAAGACACUGGUGUGAAAUCUGAGUGGACUUUCUAAU
This is a messenger RNA of Somion occarium, 1733 nucleotides long. The record is from the annotation of a GenBank genome assembly. NCBI's taxonomy places the organism in Eukaryota, Fungi, Basidiomycota, Agaricomycetes, Polyporales, Cerrenaceae.